This is a messenger RNA of Scaptodrosophila lebanonensis, 7174 nucleotides long. It is a transcript of the gene Patronin, whose product is annotated as patronin. Lineage: Eukaryota; Metazoa; Arthropoda; Insecta; Diptera; Drosophilidae. Gene Ontology annotation, molecular function: microtubule minus-end binding; calmodulin binding; spectrin binding. Gene Ontology annotation, biological process: neuron projection development; cytoplasmic microtubule organization; negative regulation of microtubule depolymerization. The transcript is spliced from 25 exons. The record is from RefSeq and is a predicted model, not a curated record. Gene Ontology annotation, cellular component: microtubule minus-end. The coding region runs from base 506 to 5809 and encodes 1767 amino acids.
AAAGUGAAAUUUUUAGUGAAAAAUGCAUUUGGAACGAGCGCAUAACGUAUGAAAUGCAGUUAUCUGAAAUAAGUCGAUUAAUAACGCGAAUUUUAGCAGAAAAUGUGCGUGUGCGGUACCACACACACACAAACGCUUGCAAUACGCCUGAAGUGAAAAUUCCAAAGCGAGAGGCGUCGUCGUCAUCAUAAGCGUAUGCGUCCCACUAAAGCAUAAUAGGAAAAGUGUGGAAAAUAGAAAUAUAUAAGUGUGUGGGGAAGAAAGAAAAGUGAACUGCAAGUGCAGCGGAGACUGGGCGUCGGACAGCCAGUGUCAUCCGUUGCCACCGCAGCCUCCGCGGAAAUUUCUAUUGAAAAAAUUCAUUUUCGUUAAGUGACGGCGCGAGUUUUGCCCUCUCGUAUCCGUCUCCAUCACCGUCGUCGUCUACGUUGUUGUCGCGCAGCUGCUGCAUCGUCAUCACCAACACCAACGGACACCAGCGCACUAGGGGCAGCAUAUCAUCAGCAUGGAUGCCGAAACACAGGAAAUACGACAGGCUCGUCAACGUGCUUCCGUCAAAUGGCUGCUCUCCAAAGCAUUCAAUAAUCGAGUGCCGGAUAAUCUGAAAGAGCCCUUCUAUCGAGAUCAUGAGAAUCAGGAGCGCCUCAAGCCCCAAAUUAUUGUGGAGCUGGGCAAUGCCACGCUGUACUGCCAAACGCUGUCAAACCUGUACUCAGAUCCCAACUACCAAAGCUUAAAUCACUGGUCAAUAUUACAGACGCUAGCGCGCAAGGGUGUGCCAGUGGCCGAGUCUUCGGACAUGCCCAUUACCGAAACGGUAUUAAUUCAAACGAACCCGUUGCGAAUUAACGCCCACAUGUCUGUGAUAGAAUCCCUGAUGGUUUUGUAUGCGAAAGAAAUAUCAUCAGGAGACCGUAUUACAGCUGCCAUACGAAGAAUAUCGGGCAGCAACUACCAGGCGCCACAGGGUCAGACUUAUGAGCAAGCUCUGCUGGCGUGGAUUUCGCAUGCGUGUGCCUCGCUAAAGAAACGCAUCAUCAAAGAGGUAGAGACAGGUGUGCCGGAUGAAAACGGUGUACGUCUGCAAACACCGGACGUACCGCCAGUGCGAGAUUUUCAGGAUCUGUGCGAUGGCAUUUGUCUGGCAUUGCUCAUUUCCUACUAUUGUCCCAAGGUUGUGCCGUGGACAAGCGUGCGCAUAAACUAUUUGCCCGCUGUAGAGGACUCCAUACACAAUAUACUAUUAGUUGGAAAUUUCUCACAAAAGCAUUUGCCAUAUGCCGUGUUCCACAUGACACCCGAGGACAUAACCUACAUGCGCGGUUCCAUGAAGCUGAAUUUAGUUGUACUGCUGACGGAUCUAUUUAAUCUAUUCGAGAUUCAUCCGGCGAAGUGUGUCUGCUAUCCAGGCAUGGAUGCACAGGAUGUCAUCGUCAAGCGCAACUUUGGCGCCAAUGAGCACGGAAUCUGCCACCGGCGCGGUCUCACAAUGCAACCCGUUACGCCCAUUCCAGAUUUGCGCAGCGACUUAGACCAGCCGCCCGCCGGCUCGCCCACAAAUCGGCCGCCGUUUCAAGUUCCGCCCACGAAUUCAUUCGGCGGUGGCUUGAAUCGUAGAACAACUCCACCCAACGAAUAUCAAACGGUUCAGUCAAAUAAUUUUGAGAGCAAUCUCAACGAAGAACGUGUAGCGUUUGUUGUGCACAAAUCGCGUGGCAUUACCACACUCUCAUCAAUGCACUCACAGCAGCAGCAACAGCAGCAGCAGCUUCAACAGCAACAACAGCAGGAGCCCUUGGUUCCAGCUCGCUUGCGGCAAGCUAAAGAAAAGUCGAAUGUCGAAUCGAAAGCCGACGAAAGAGGCGAUUAUGUCGCUGCUGGUCGACCAAGUAACUGGGAACAAAGCCGACGACCGAGUUUUGCAGGACGUCGUUCACGCCGAAAUUCCUCCAGCGAAGAUUCACAGCUGACUAUUGAGAACUUUGGCGGUUCCCAGGAUCAGUUGAAUACGUUGGGUCGUUACGACCGUGAAAGGGACAGGGAAAGAGAACGAAAGCUCUCCAAUACUAGCGUUGAACCAGCGGUCGCUGUGCGGUCUUCCAUUGCCGAUGCGCGAGGCACUCUACAAUUGGGCUAUGACACCGACUCCGGCAGCGAGAAGCAGGAUCGUGAAACCGAGAAGUAUUCAAUGCGCAGACAAACAAGUGUCGAUAACGUAGCCAUGGCCUCGGCAAACAAUCUCUCCAAUGCGGGUAGUCCGUUGCCGUUGGCACGUAACAAACAACAUUCCAACGAUAAAGACUAUAGCGCCGAUAAUUAUGUGGAUGUUCGGCCCAACGCUUAUGAUCCGGAAAGCACGCCUGUGCGCAAAUCAUCUACUAGCAGUAUGCCAGCAAGUCCCGCAGCCUGGCAAAUGGAUCCUUAUGAUGAGGAUAUGCGCUCUUUGGAGAAUGCCACGAAAUUGUCAACCAUUCGUAUGAAGCUGGAGGAGAAGCGACGCCGCAUAGAGCAGGAUAAGCGCAAAAUUGAAAUGGCGUUGCUACGACAUCAGGAGAAGGAGGAUUUGGAAUCGUGUCCAGAUGUCAUGAAAUGGGAAACUAUGAGCAAUGAGUCAAAACGCACGCCAGAUAUUGAUCCAGUUGACUUGGAUAAGUACCAGCAAAGCAUCGCCAUUAUGAACAUGAACCUGCAGGAUAUCCAGCAGGAUAUCCACAGACUGGCCACUCAGCAGAGCCAAAUGCAAGCGCAGCACCUGCAGGCUCAGCAGCUGAUGCAAGCGCAGCAGAUAGCCAACAUGCUUACUCAGCAACAAACCUACGGCUCGCAACAACACCUCGCCGAUCAUCACUACCAACAGCGUCCAAUGCAACAAAGCUUUGGCUCAUCGCCACAUCUUCCACAGGCCUACAAUGCGCCCGUCAGCGCCUACAGCUCCCGUCCCCCUAGUCGUGAUCCCUACCAGCAGCAAAUGCAGGCCAUGCCUCCGAUGCAAUACGUCAACGAGCAUGGACAGUAUAUGUCGCCGCCACAGCAGCAGCCGCCGCCCUCCCACUACAUGCAACCACAGAGCAUAUAUAGUGACAAUGGUGCGCCCUACAAUAAUCAUGGCUAUGGUGGCAGUGGUGGCCCCAGUCCCUAUGCACCACCCCCGCAGUAUCGCACCAGCGUCUACGACGACUAUGGUCAGCCAGCGAAUCACUUCUACUUGCACGAGUCCCCGCCGCAGCCUCAGCCACAUCCGCAACGACGCACUUGGGCGCAUUCGGCGGCAGCUGCGGCGUACGAGCAACAGCAGCAGCAAUCGCACCAACAACCGCUCGUCGAUGUGAACGCAUGGCAGACGCAGAAGAAGAUCCAACAACAGCAGCAGCAACAGCCCUGGGGUAGCAGCAAUCGGCCGCCUUCCAGUGUGGGCAUGCCACAGGGCUUUGUGUUGCAUCAGAACGGCGGCGGAGGCGGAGAGUUGCAGCAUCUUUUCCAGGUGCAGUCGUCCCCCCAGCAUGGACAGCGCAUGUCGGGCAGUGGCAACAUGGGCGCCAAUGGCGUGCAACGACAGCAGUCGCUCACUAACCUGCGUGAUAAUCGGUCGCCCAAUGCGCAUGCUAAGAGUAGCAUGGCACCACAGCAAAUGGCGCAGCCUGAGGAUAUGAUGGCGCCGCAAAGCAUUUGCUUCAUUGGCGAUGAGGAGGAUGUGGAAGAGCUUGAGCGCAACAUAAUCGAGUCCAUGCAGUCAACCCGCAUCUCUGACUUUGUGGUGCAGCAGCAGCAGCAACAUCACCAUCGCCUCCAGCAGCAGCAACAACAUCAGCAGCAUCAGACAGGACACAGCGGUCGUGGCAGCAGCUCCGAGGACUACGAUAGCAACGAAAUUAUUUCCAAUAAGUUAAACAUCACUAGCGGAAAUCUUACCUACCGAAUACCGUCGCCUUCACGACCCUCAAUACAGGCGAACAGCUUCCAGGAUCCGCGCGGCGGUGCAACAGAACAGCGGCCCGAGAAAGGCUUCUAUAUAUCCUUCGACGAUGAUCAGCCAAAGCGACCCAAACCUCCGCUGCGCGCAAAGCGCUCUCCCAAAAAGGAGCAGAGCAGGGAUAGUGUGGACAACAUGGGUGUCGCCAAACGUGAAUCGCUAAGUCAACUGCACAACAACAAUGCCACAGCCGAUGAGAGCAAAACUCUAGCCAGAAACAAUACCAUCCACAGUGUCAACUCCAACAGUGUCAAAUCGAACUCUGGCCUCGAGGGCAGCAGCAAUGCUACGUACAAUAAGUACACCGACGAACCACCCAUACAACUGCGUCAUCUGGCAGUAUCUGCUACAGAUCCGCUUCAUGUGGGUGGCUUGGAGCGUCGGCAUUUGGAAGACCUCACCAACCAACCGCAACAGUCCCUACAACAACAGCCUCUCUCGCCAACGCGCCUCCAACAGAGCAGCAACAAUGCCGAGGCGGCAAAGAACAAGGCCCUACUCAUUGGCGCUGACGCCGCAAGCCUUGAUCCGGACUCGGUGGACGAGAUGGAACGUCGCAAGGAAAAGAUAAUGCUACUCUCGCUACAGCGACGCCAGCAACAAGAAGAGGCGAAAGCCCGCAAAGAGAUUGAAGCGUCACAAAAACGCGAAAAAGAGCGCGAAAAGGAGGAGGAGCGAGCGCGCAAAAAGGAGGAACAAAUGGCUCGACGAGCGGCCAUAUUAGAACAACAUAGGUUAAAGAAAGCCAUCGAAGAGGCCGAGCGAGAAGGCAAGACCCUGGAUCGUGCCGAUAUGCAUGUGAAGCUGCAGCCGCAAUCGACGUCGUCUACACCGCGUCUUAGACAACAGCGUGUAACGCGACCGCGGCCCAAGACCAUACACGUCGACGAUGCCAGUGUGGACAUAAGCGAGGCUUCCAGCAUCUCUAGUCGGGGCAAGAAAGGCUCUAGUUCCAAUCUUACCGGCUACGGUCAACUAAGCUCAAAUUCUAUGAAAAGAGAUUAUUACAGGGGCUCGCAAGACUCCCUCACAGUUAAAGAGUCCCCCGAUGACUAUCCUAGUACAAGUUCAACUCCGAUUGGACGACGGGGUUCUUACAAAACAUCCCGAGAGCCAACCGUCGAACGGGGUCGAACUCUAUCGCGUAUAUCCGUCGCUAAGGGAAGCACUCUUAAUUUCCGUGGCCGAAAAUCGAAUUCGCUAAUGAAUUUGUGCGACACAGAUUCGGGAUUGGGACGGGCAACACCGCCGCGUCGCGCACCGUCACCAGGAAUGGCGGCAUCAGGUAGGCAUAUGCCAUCUCCCUCUGGACCAGGUUCUUUACCUCCAGGUUUGAUAUCGAAACGUCGCGGAUUUGAUGAUGGAUCAAGCGAUAUCUCAUUAACUCCGAAUUCAAUCAUGGAAUAUUCGGGUCCGAAACUCUAUAAACAACCAGCGGCCAAAUCGAAUCGCGGCAUUAUACUAAAUGCCGUCGAAUAUUGCGUUUUUCCGGGCGCCGUGAAUCGAGAGGCCAAACAAAAAGUACUUGAAAAGAUCGCACGCUCGGAGGCCAAACACUUCCUAGUACUCUUCCGUGAUGCGGGCUGCCAAUUUCGUGCUCUAUAUAGUUAUGUGCCAGAGAUGGAUCAAGUGACCAAGCUGUAUGGCACGGGACCUAGUCAAGUCGACGAAGUCAUGUUUGAUAAGUUUUUCAAGUAUAACUCAGGUGGAAAAUGUUUCUCACAAGUGCACACAAAGCAUCUGACCGUCACCAUAGACGCCUUCACAAUACACAACUCGCUGUGGCAAGGCAAAAGGGUGCAAUUGCCAAGCAAAAAGGAUAUGGCGCUUGUGAUCUAAGCCCGUGAAGGAAGCCAGAAUGAUAAAGAAAGGCGCUUGGCGCCCUUUGACGAUACAGUUAAGGCAACAAGUAAAUUCGGAGAGCUUCUGCGUAGAAAAGUGUUUACGUCAUUUCGUCAAUGUACCAAUAUUAUCGUGUCUACGCAUCUGGUAGUGGUGGUGGUGUGAGCGGGAAUUGGAGAGUAUUACCAUUUUGGACAAGUUUGGAGAAUUAGAAAUCGGAACUUAAACUAUUGUAGCGAGAGAUACAAUGCGAUUGAUGAAAGAUAUUGUUUCAUUUCAAUAUACGAGUAUAUAUAUACAUAUAUAUCUACAUAUAUAUCCAACAUUCAAAUCUAUUCUUCAAAGAAGCCUGAAAAUAAUGAUAAUGAUGAAAUAACAAAUUAAGUAACUAUUGAAAAGAAAAGCGUUCAGUAUAAUAGCAAGAAGAAUGAAAGAAUAUUUGAAUUUAUGCGAAACUUACAAAUGGGUACAUCAGCAACAACAACAACAACAACAAAAUGUAGAAAAUCUUUUUAUUAAUUUGUUUUAAAUUGUUAUCAAGUUUUUGCGCGAAUUGAUUUGCUUUGGCUACAACAUCAAGAGCUGGUACUGUAGUCAGGGAAUUGCGAAUUGCGCAAGUCGACACUAAUUUUAAUGCCACUAGCUAUUUAUUUUAACACUAAUUAAUAGUUACUUUAUAUGAGUAUUUAAAAUUGAAAUAAUACAACUAAUAUUUAAAAAAUACCUACAAAACAAAAUGAAAAAGACUUUUAACUGGCUGAAAACUAAGCUGUCUUUGUUGUAUAAAAUUAAUGGAAAUUAAUUAUGUUUCGUACAAAGUCUUGAAAUGCUUGAAACACGCAGUCAGACUCUAAAAAUUGCAAACUGUAUUACGCAUUAUUUCAAAAUCUGUUAAGUUACAUCGCUAUAAUUUUAUAAUCGGCAUUUCUUCUUAGAUGCGUGCAGCCUAUAAAGGUAUAAACUGUGAUGUCCUUUUUAAUACAAUAAACUGGACAUCAAGGCAAUGAAUUUUUUACUUGUGUAACUGCCAUCAAGAUAACAUUGUAUUUUAAUUUCUAAAUAUUUUUGAAGCUGUGCAAAUCUUUUAGAACGCUCAACCACUCAACCCUUUGGUCCCCAAUUACUUACUCGCAUUCUGUUUUUGUAAUUAAAUUAAAGCCUUUUUAUACUUUUACUCGUACUUUAAUUCUCUGAUUAAUACUACUGGCGACAUUUUGUUUAUCAUAUUAAUUUUGGGCCGCCUAAUUUACACUGCAGAAUUGACACGCUAAUAGGGCACAGCUAUCUAUGGGUACCGCCACUAUGGCGACAUUGCGUGAGCAAGGUACACAUAAUAUAGUAUAAAAUAUAAUAUAAAAGGAA